This is a messenger RNA of Nerophis ophidion (straightnose pipefish), 1387 nucleotides long. RefSeq names its product transmembrane protein 235-like. Lineage: Eukaryota; Metazoa; Chordata; Actinopteri; Syngnathiformes; Syngnathidae. The transcript is spliced from 4 exons. The record is from RefSeq and is a predicted model, not a curated record. Gene Ontology annotation, cellular component: apical plasma membrane. The coding region runs from base 337 to 957 and encodes 206 amino acids.
CACAUGAACCCGUCAGCAGAGUUUAUAAAAUAAACUCCGGCUAAUAAUCGGGCUUUUACUUUGAAGGGCACAACGGCAAAAGUAGCUGUUUCUUUCCCGGCGCUUGACACUCCUUCUUUACAGGCGCUGUUCACCCUGCUGUGUGUGUGUCACCUGCCGGCAGCACAGACGCCUCUAUUUUCUCUAAUUUUGCGAGGAAAAGUGUUUUUUUUUUAACUCAGAAUUUCACAAACGGAGUGUUUUUAAGUGAGGGCUUUGUGGAGGGCAGAAUUGCAUUUCUUAUAUUUACCAAAGGGAAAUGUUGGGAAUAUAACGGCAAUUACAGUGAUUUGCAUAAUGAGUUACAGCUUGGUGAUUCUCUCUGCGGGCUUUACAGCUUUGCUCAGCUUUUGCCUCCUCGCCGUAUCAAUUGGAACUGAUUACUGGUACAUCAUUGACGUGAAGAAGCCCAACUCCCAGGACCUGAGUUCCCACUCCGGACUGUGGACGAUCAAUGAAGCAAACAGGACGUCCGUCAUCCCGUCUUUCACGGCGAAUAUGUCGGCCCUGUCCAAGGCGGAGAGGCACCUUCUUGAGCUGCACAGGGCGGUGGUCAUCCUAUUGCCGCUUGGCUUGGUGCUGCUGGUCUUCGGUUGGAUUUUCGGACUUGUCAGUUCAUUGGCCCACAGCCCCAAGCUGCUGACCGGAACUGCAGUCUACGUUCUUGUCUGCAGUAUUUUCACAUUGAGCGGGGUCAGCCUCUACAUCCAAUACAACAACAAGGCCAUGGAGGAGUUCCAGCGUAACGAGUCGCCGGAGGACCUGGCCUACGUGGACGUGUCAUUCGGCUGGUCCUUCGCCAUGGCGUGGCUCUCCUUCUCCUUGGAACUGGCCACUGGCCUGCUGCUCCUGCUCGCUGCCAAAAUAACCCAAAUGAAAGGACGUUACGACUGUGGCGUCGCCGUCAACACUUUGUGAACGUCCUCGGUGGACAGGUGGUCCAAAAAAAUAUAAAAGACAAGCAAAAAUAUAGUUGCCCACUGUAUUGUACAUACAUAUUUAACAUAACUGUGCAUUUAUAUUUAUUAUACCAGGAGCAAAGAACAACAUAGAAGCCGAAGUUGUUUAUGCAUAAAACAACUUUUAUUAUAUAUAUAUAUAAUAUUAUAGUGGCGAUAAUGAGAACUUAUUUUGGAUUUUUGCCUAUCAUUUAUAAUUCCCAUCUGAGACAACAGAUAUUCUUGUUUUAUGCGUUCUAAGUCGUAAAAUAUGGCUAGUAUGAGGUGGCUAACAAUCCAGCUAAUGGGAGAACACUUUUCUGCCCAUAAAGCUCUCUAAAAAAAGCAUCUCAAAAUUGCCAACAAUAUUAAAUUUGCAUUUUGUGACAUAAAUCUUAACCAAAUAUUAU